AUGCAGCCUAUUGUCGACAUCAAUCACCUCCUCAACGACGCUGAUUUUGAAAUUCAGGACGAAUACGAUUCGGUUUUAGAUGGUGCUUUCGACAUGAGGAGGAAGUUCUCCUCCCUGUUGAUGCAGGCGCGGCAAUUGAAGACGAUAUUGCUCGCUAAACAGGCUGAACUGGAUCGUUGUAUCGCUCAGCGUGGACGACAGCGACCAGGCGUUCCGAGUAUUGCCGAAAGUACUCGGAAAAAGCUUCGACAGCAAACUCGCAAGUUGCGGCAGUGUAUGAACGAGAACAGGCUGCUGCGCAUUCAGAAUCAAAAAAUGAGCAAUGAUUUGGAAGCUGCGCACAAGGAAUUGGAAAAGAUUGAUCACUUACGGUGCACUAUCUGUAUGGUGGCUUUUAAAAAUACCACGAUUCCAUGCGGUCACAGUGCCUGCAGGGAAUGUUUGGAAUUCUGGCUUGGACAAGGCAAAGGCUGUCCUUGGUGCAAACGAGGAUUCCAAGAAGGCGACAUUCGGGAUAUUUACCUUGGGUCCAGUAAUGAAACCGGGAACACCCGGGAGGAUGAUGACGACCAGACAGAUAUCAUCUCGCUGAGCAGCGACAGUGAGUAG
Messenger RNA from Exophiala spinifera, 609 nucleotides. RefSeq lists its product as uncharacterized. The transcript has a single exon. The record is from RefSeq and is a predicted model, not a curated record. Bases 1 to 609 code for a protein of 202 amino acids. NCBI's taxonomy places the organism in Eukaryota, Fungi, Ascomycota, Eurotiomycetes, Chaetothyriales, Herpotrichiellaceae.